CAGACCGCCAUCUCGACCUCGACUCCGGUCCUGCACAUAACACCCUCUCACUCUGACGCUCUGUUGUUCUCCUUCUCCUCCUCACCCAUCGACUGCGGAAUGGGAAAGCGUUGCACUUCCAUCUGUCCUAGCCAUGAUGGAAGCGACGCAGGCUCGCCGCACUCCGCGGCAGAGCGGCUUGGGGCGAUUUGAUACCUCGCCUUCCAACGAGUACUCACACUUGAUCUUUGUCCUGUAUAGCCCCAAUGCCGGGGUCUCAUCGUCUUGAGACUAUUGGAGUAACAGCAGCACCAAAGCUGCUCUUUCUAUGCUCUGUUCCGCGUAUAUACAUUUCAACAUCCACAGAACCUAAUCAUGGCAAUGCAACACCUCGCCCCAGAACUUCUCGUCCGCGUUUUCGAAUCCCUCUCCUCCGUCUCAGAUAUCAUCAACCUGUCUCUGACCUGUCGCUAUUUCUACGAAAUCCUCCCAAAAUCGCAAAAGCUGGCACUCUUCUUCAGCACAAUAGAUGAAACAGAUGGUCCAGUCGAAGAUAUUAUACAACUCCUGACCCAAAACAACAACCAAAUGCUACAUAUUCGGCGAUCUCCGCCUCUGUCUUUUGCCUUGCUCUCGCAAGUCACGGCCGUUGCCCGUGUGGCACAGCGAUACGUGGACCUAUUCCCCGCCUUCAAGUGGCUGGAGGCAGAGAGCGUCAACCGAAGAGUUCUCGACCGCUACGAAGCCCGUCGACUACGUCGCGCAGUUUACCGACUAUGGAGCUACGCCAAAGCAUUCAAUCAAUUUCCUUAUCGCACCGCUCGCACCGAUGCAACAGCCACUGCGGAACGACUUCAGCUCCUGCGCACGUGGUCGAACGACGAACUCUUUGAGCUAGAGGAUUUCCGUGGUCUGCUCGAGCAGCUGCUCGCCACGGACAUCUGUCCUACUGACGGAGAAGUGUAUUCGCGGAUACCCGAUGAUGCACAAAAGUUUCAUCUGUCGUUGCAGUAUCCUUACCUUCGUCCCGUCUCAUCCACCCCGCAAGCAUACGACGAUCUUUUCCACAGUUCCCGUAAUUGUGAUCAUGAUUUGCACAAACCGACAGUCCAGGAACUUCGGAUUAGGCACAUGCAAGGAUGGGGCAGUGAUCUGCAAAACUUCUACCUGAUUCAAUCGUUCUUGAAAUUUUCACCUGCGCAGAUCCUGUGGCUGUUCGACAAUGCAGUGUACCGCGCAGACGUGGAACGAUUUAUCGAGCAACAGACCCACGAUCCGUGCUUCUUCGAGAGUGGAUCCAUGUUUUUCCAAGACUGGGUUACCGUGUUGCAUACGCGAGGUGUAGAUGUGCAACAAGCACGCGAAUCCAUCUGGCAGGAGAAGGCAGGAGUCGUGGUACCCACAUGAUAAGGCAGAGCUCGGAUUGCUUGAUAGAGAACAGCAGGAGCGGAAAAAGCGACCUGCGACUCGCAAGGCUGACGUCUGGAAUAGGCAGGAAAGUACCUACAAACUAGAAUAAAUCAAUUAUUUGAUUGAACUGGAAAUUCUCUGACGUUGCAAAGUACAUACAAAGCACAAGUCCCUUC
Messenger RNA from Cladophialophora immunda, 1565 nucleotides. RefSeq lists its product as uncharacterized. Gene Ontology annotation, molecular function: protein binding. Lineage: Eukaryota; Fungi; Ascomycota; Eurotiomycetes; Chaetothyriales; Herpotrichiellaceae. The record is from RefSeq and is a predicted model, not a curated record. Bases 355 to 1386 code for a protein of 343 amino acids. The transcript has 2 exons.